This is a messenger RNA of Procambarus clarkii (red swamp crayfish), 792 nucleotides long. The record is from RefSeq and is a predicted model, not a curated record. NCBI's taxonomy places the organism in Eukaryota, Metazoa, Arthropoda, Malacostraca, Decapoda, Cambaridae.
AUGACAGCAACUAGACCACGUCUUGGAAUGUUGAAGCAUACAAACAGCUCGUCCUUUGUGAAGCUCGUCUCAGAUGCUCUCACCCUCCACUUACUGAAGCCUUCAGCUGUCGAGGGAACUUCUUCAAGUCAAGUUCAAACCAUAGUACAAGCAGCAGGUAACGCUGCUGAGCAGACAGUAGUACAAGCAGCAGGUAACGCUGCUGAGCAGACAGUUGUACAAGCAGCAGGUAACGCUGCUGAGCAGACAGUAGUACAAGCAGCAGGUAACGCUGCUGAGCAGACAGUAGUACAAGCAGCAGGUAACGCUGCUGAGCAGACAGUUGUUCAAGCAGCAGGUAACGCUGCUGAGCAGACAGUUGUACAAGCAGCAGGUAACGCUGCUGAGCAGACAGUAGUACAAGCAGCAGGUAACGCUGCUGAGCAGACAGUUGUACAAGCAGCAGGUAACGCUGCUGAGCAGACAGUUGUACAAGCAGCAGGUAACGCUGCUGAGCAGACAGUAGUACAAGCAGCAGGUAACGCUGCUGAGCAGACAGUAGUACAAGCAGCAGGUAACACUGCUGAGCAGACAGUAGUACAAGCAGCAGGUAACGCUGCUGAGCAGACAGUAGUACAAGCAGCAGGUAACACUGCUGAGCAGACAGUAGUACAAGCAGCAGGUAACGCUGCUGAGCAGACAGUAGUACAAGCAGCAGGUAACACUGCUGAGCAGACAGUAGUACACACAGCGUCUUGGACAACUCUUGUCGUAAUAACUAGGAUCAGAAUAUCACUGAGUUUAAAAUUCUAA